Molecule: messenger RNA, 4943 nt
Organism: Nannospalax galili (Upper Galilee mountains blind mole rat)
Lineage: Eukaryota; Metazoa; Chordata; Mammalia; Rodentia; Spalacidae
Gene: Abcc10
Product: ATP binding cassette subfamily C member 10
Exons: 22
Coding region: 156-4640 (1494 amino acids)
Biological process (GO): transmembrane transport
Cellular component (GO): membrane
Molecular function (GO): ATP hydrolysis activity; ABC-type transporter activity; ATP binding
Source: RefSeq, a predicted model, not a curated record
CAGCACCUGCGGACAGGUCUUCCUGCCUCUAGGGGGCAGUAACGGAGCCUGACCUGGUAGCACGCGCUUUUGCAAAACUUUUUAGGUUUGCGGUUCUGGAUCCCUGGGGGCUGGAGACCAGGGAAGAGAAAGAGAAGUAGCAGGGUCAGGGGUCUAUGGAGCGGUUCCUGGCUCAGCUGUGUGGCACCGAUGCGGCGGUGCCGCUCCCGCUGUGGGAAGCGGGCACCACGGGCCACUGCUUCACCCAGCUGGUGCUCAGCGCCCUGCCCCACGCGCUCCUCGCUGUGCUCAGUGCCUGCUACUUGGGCACCCCGAGGACUGCAGAUCGUAUCCUACCAUUCAGUCCUGGCUGGCGCCUCCGGCUUGCAGCUUCCUUCCUUCUCUCUGUCUUCCCUCUGCUAGACCUCCUUCCAGUUGCUCUUCCACCAGGGGCAGGCCCAGGGCCCAUAGGGCUAGAGGUGCUGACUGGGUGUGUGGCGGCUGUGGCCUGGCUCACCCAUAGCCUGACCCUAUGGGCAUUGAUUCAUUCCCCUCAUGGCCGUUCCCGUGGGCCCUUGGCCUUGGCUCUGGCAGCCUUUCUGCCAGCCCCAGCUCUAGUGCUGACCCUGUUGUGGCACUGCCAGAGAGGUACAUUUCUACCCCCACUUCUCCCGGGGCCCCUAGGCCGUGUAUGCCUUCUCAUUCUGCAGCUGGCAGCAGUCUUGGCCUAUGGACUGGGUUGGGCAGCCCCUGGAGGACCACAAGAACCAUGGACUCAGGAACCCUUCCUGUCCUCUGAGAGUCAAGAAACUGAGGUGGCUGAAGAUGGAGAGAGUUGGCUGUCACGCUUUUCCUAUGCCUGGCUGGCGCCUUUGCUUACCCGAGGGGUCCGAGGAGAGCUCCGGCAGCCACAGGACACUUGCCGCCUCCCCCGCAGGCUGCAUCCUGCCUACUUGGCCCGUGCCUUCCAAGCACACUGGCAGGAGGGAACUCAGCUGUGGAGGGCCCUGUAUAGGGCCUUUGGAUGGUGCUACCUGGCACUUGGACUGUUGAAGCUGGUGGGGACCAUGCUGGGAUUCUCCGGGCCUCUGCUGCUCUCUCUACUGGUGGGCUUCCUGGAGGAAGGACAAGAGCCCCUGAGUCAUGGCCUGCUCUAUGCCCUGGGACUGGCCAGUGGGGCUGUGCUAAGUGCUAUACUGCAGAAUCAGUAUGGGUAUGAGGUACGUAAGGUGACACUUCAGGCACGGAUGGCUGUGCUGAGCCUCUUCUACCGCAAAACUUUGCAGCUGGGGCCCAGCCGCCCUCCUGUUGGGGAAGCCCUGAAUCUAUUAGGCACCGACUCUGAGCGGCUACUUAACUUCGCCAGCAGCUUCCAUGAAGCCUGGGGUCUGCCCCUGCAGCUGGCCAUCACCCUUUACCUGCUGUACCAGCAGGUGGGCAUGGCCUUCAUGGCUGGGCUGGUCUUGGCACUGCUGCUGGUACCUGUCAACAAAGUGAUUGCCACCCGCAUCAUGGCCAGCAAUCAGCAGAUGCUACAGCACAAGGAUGCACGGGUUAAGCUCAUGACAGAGCUGCUGAGUGGCAUUCGAGUCAUCAAAUUCUUCGGGUGGGAGCAGGCGCUGGGGGCCCGAGUAAAGGACUGCCGGUCUCAAGAGUUGGGGCGACUCCGUGUCAUCAAAUACCUGGAUGCAGCCUGUGUAUACCUGUGGGCUGCUCUACCAGUUGUUGUCUGCAUCCUCAUCUUCAUCACCUAUGUCCUCAUGGGGCACCAGCUCACUGCCACCAAGGUGUUCACGGCUCUGGCUCUGGUGCGCAUGCUUAUUCUUCCCCUCAACAACUUCCCCUGGGUAAUCAAUGGCCUCUUGGAGUCCAAAGUAUCCUUGGACCGGAUCCAGCAUUUCCUUGACCUUCCAAAGUAUAACCCUCAGACCUACUACAGCCCAGAUCCCCCCACAGAGCCAUCUACAGUGUUGGAGCUGCAUGAAGUCCUUUUCUCUUGGGACCCAAUUGGAAUCAGUCAGGAGACCUUCAUCAGUCACCUCGAAGUGAAAAAGGGUAUGCUGGUGGGCAUCGUGGGGAAGGUGGGCUGUGGAAAGAGUUCCCUGUUGGCCGCCAUCACCGGGGAGCUCCACAGGCUGCAUGGGUCUGUUGCAGUAUUGGGACUGUCUAAGGGCUUUGGCCUGGCCACUCAGGAGCCCUGGAUCCAGUUUGCUACUAUCCGAGACAACAUCCUCUUUGGGAAGGCAUUUGAUGCCCAGUUGUACAGGGAGGUGCUGGAGGCCUGCGCUCUCAAUGACGAUCUCAGCAUCCUGCCUGCUGGAGACCAGACAGAGGUGGGGGAGAAGGGUGUGACCCUCAGUGGGGGACAGCGGGCCCGGAUUGCCCUUGCUCGUGCUGUGUACCAGGAGAAGACACUUUAUCUCCUUGAUGACCCUCUGGCUGCUGUGGAUGCAGAUGUGGCCAACCACCUCCUGCACAGGUGUAUCCUGGGAGUGCUAAGCCAUACUACACGGCUGCUGUGCACCCACCGCACUGAAUACCUGAAGAAGGCUGACAUGGUGCUGCUGAUGGAGGCCGGACAUCUCAUCCGCACUGGUCCUCCUUCUGAGAUUCUGCCAUUGGUGCAGGCUGGCCCCAAAACCUGGGCUAAGGAUGAACAAGUGCCUGACUCAGGGAAGUCUCAGUCAGUACAGAACCCGGAGAAGAUGACAGAGGGGCUGGAGGUGGAGCAGAGCACAUCUGGCCGCCUGCUGCAGGAAGAAAGCAAGAAGGAAGGUGCUGUGGCCUUGCACGUGUAUAGAGCAUACUGGAAGGCCGUGGGCAGCGGCCUGGCCCUCGCCACCCUCAUCUCUCUGCUUCUCAUGCAAGCCACACGCAACGCUGAUGACUGGUGGCUCUCUCACUGGAUCUCCCAGCUGAAGGCUGCCAGGAAUAGCUCCAAGGAGGAGCCGGCUUCCUCCAGCUCAGGCUCCAUGGGGCUCCUCUCCCCGCAGCUGCUUCUCUUCUCCCCUGGAAGCUUCUUCACCCCAGUGUUCCCAUUGUCCAAAGCUGCCCCCAAUGGCUCCUCAGACAUCCGCUUCUACCUCAUCGUAUAUGCGACCAUUGCUGGUGUCAACUCUCUCUUCACCCUCCUCCGGGCAGUGCUCUUCGCAGCAGGUGCCCUCCAAGCAGCUGCCACCCUCCAUCACCGCCUGCUGUAUCGAGUCCUUAUGGCACCAGUGACUUUCUUUGACUCUACACCCACGGGCCGGGUCUUGAACCGCUUCUCCUCCGACGUGGCCUGUGUGGACGACAGCCUGCCUUUCCUCCUCAACAUUCUGCUGGCCAACUCAGCAGGCCUGCUGGGCCUCCUGGUUGUGCUGGGCUCGGGUCUGCCCUGGUUGCUGCUGCUGCUGCCGCCUUUGAGCUUCAUUUACUACGGCGUGCAGCGCCACUACAGGGCCUCCUCCCGAGAGCUGCGGCGCCUGGGCAGCCUCACCCUGUCUCCACUCUACACCCACCUGGCCGACACCCUGGCUGGCCUCCCUGUGCUCCGGGCUGCAGGAGCCACCUACAGGUUUGAGGAGGAGAACCAGCGACUCUUGGAGCUAAACCAGAGGUGCCAGUUUGCUUCCUACGCCACAAUGCAAUGGCUGGACAUUCGGCUGCAGCUCAUGGGGGCAGCAGUAGUCAGUGCCAUCUCAGGCAUUGCCCUGGUACAGCACCAGCAGGGCCUCGCCAACCCAGGGCUGGUAGGCCUGUCGCUGUCUUAUGCUUUGUCUUUGACGGGCCUGCUCUCGGGGCUGGUGAGCAGCUUCACACAGACAGAAACUAUGAUGGUAAGCGUCGAGAGGCUGGAGGAAUAUUCCUGUGACCUGCCCCAGGAGCCCCAGGGCCAGCCGCUGCAGAAGAGCAUUGGAUGGCUGACCCAGGGAAGUGUGGAAUUCCAGGACGUGGUGUUGGUAUACCGGCCAGGGUUGCCAAAUGCCCUGGACAGAGUGACCUUCUGUGUGCAGCCUGGAGAGAAGCUGGGCAUUGUAGGCCGCACAGGCUCUGGCAAGUCUUCCCUGUUCAUGGUGCUCUUCCGGUUGCUGGAGCCCACUGCAGGGCGGGUGCUGCUGGACGGUGUCGACACCAGCCAGCUGGAGCUGGCUGAACUCAGAUCCCAGCUAGCUGUCAUCCCUCAGGAGCCUUUUUUGUUCAGUGGGACUGUUCGGGAAAACUUGGACCCCCAGGGCCUACAUGAAGACAGGGCCCUGUGGCAGGCCCUGGAUCAGUGCCACCUGAAUGAGGUGAUCAUCUCUGUGGGUGGUCUGGACGGAGAACUGGGUGAAAGGGGCCGGAACUUGUCCCUAGGACAGAGGCAGCUGCUGUGUCUAGCCAGGGCUCUUCUUACAGAUGCCAAGAUCUUGUGCAUUGAUGAGGCUACAGCAAGUGUGGACCAGAAGACAGACCAGCUGCUCCAGCAGACCAUCUGUAAACGUUUUGCCAACAAGACCGUGCUGACCAUUGCCCACAGGCUCAACACAAUUCUAAACUCUGACCGGGUGCUGGUGCUCCAAGCUGGGAGGGUGGUGGAACUGGACUCCCCCUCCAUCCUGCGCAACCGGCCUCAUUCACUGUUCCAGCAGCUGCUGCAGAGCAACCAGCAAAGCUCCCAGCCCCCUCCUGCAGGGCGCUGAGCCUCCUACCGGAUCUCCCCUCUAUCUGACCUGGGCAGAGCUAGCUGCUUGUUUGCAUUCUCCUCUGUGGCCCUGCCUCUCCUUUACCUCUCCAGAGAAGAGAGGGCAUCCUGGGUUCCUCUGUGAAAACCAUUCCUUGGCGGGUUGAAGGCUGAAGCUUCCCCAGAACCAGGCCAACCAUUGACCUCUUCACCCAGGAUACUAGGCCAGUUUUUCUGCCAUAGAAGCCCGCUUGAAUUUCAUAGUUUUAUUUGAUAAAAUUCCUAUCUUACAUUCUGUGUAUUAAAAAAAUAUUAUUUCUGG